Molecule: messenger RNA, 703 nt
Organism: Aplysia californica (California sea hare)
Lineage: Eukaryota; Metazoa; Mollusca; Gastropoda; Aplysiida; Aplysiidae
Product: transmembrane protein 107
Exons: 5
Coding region: 163-579 (138 amino acids)
Biological process (GO): non-motile cilium assembly; protein localization to ciliary transition zone
Cellular component (GO): MKS complex
Source: RefSeq, a predicted model, not a curated record
GAAAACUUUCAAAAUGGCAGCUGACAUCUGAAAUUCAUGCUCAGACACCUUCUCGGAAUUGCAGCUCUUGUUCAAAAGCACAUUUUGGUUUCAAGUGCUGUACGCAUUGGAAAGUUUUAAAAUAGCUUUCCUCAAGUUAGUAAAAAUUAACACCAUCCAAUAAUGGAAGCCACAGGGUUGGUUCCAGCAAGGUUCCUGACAUUAAUAGCUCACCUGGUCUUGACCAUUGUCAUACUUUGGACUAGGGAAGAGAACAUAAAGAUGUGUUUGCCAGAUGACUACACGCAAGCUGAAUAUGAUGACAAGGAUACCCAAAUGCUUGUGGCCUACUCCGUUACACUGGCCCUCUUCCUGGUUGAGCUCGUCGGCUUCAUGGGAGGAAUCACCAUGUUCAUGCCGUUCCAAGGAUUACUCUCUACCGUGGCUCACAGUGCCGCAGCAAUAGCACUGUCCUACUUCCUGUUUGACCAGUGGCCGUGCCAGUGGUACUGGUACAUAUUUGGAUUCUGCUCCGCGUUCCCGGCUGUCACGGAGAUUGUCUAUAUGAUUGGUAUUUUAUGUUUCAGAAAAGGAUAUUGAUUUGGUUUUUAGCGCUUCCCUUGGAUGUACAGUGGAGUCCGACUAAAGUGGACAAUCGGUUAAAGUGAACGAUUUUCUAUGGUCCUGUUUGAAACGCUUUUUGUUUAAGUAAAAAAAAAUAGUG